AUGGGUGAGGAAGGAAAUGCCAGCAUCUUCAACUUUUCCUACACCAACUUCCUCCUGGUGGGCUUCCCUGGACUGCGCGAGUGGCGCCCCCUUCUGGUCCUGCCUCUUUCCUUCCUCUACGUGUCCAUCAUUUCUGCAAAUGCCUUAGUCAUCCAUACAGUGGUGGCCCAGAGAAGUCUGCAUCAGCCUAUGUACGUGCUCAUUGCCCUGCUCCUGGCUGUCAACAUCUGCGCCUCCACAACUGUGAUGCCUAAAAUGCUAGAAGGCUUUGUGCGCUACGCCAAUCCCAUCUCGCUACGUGGCUGCCUGGUACAAAUGUUCUUUAUCUACUUUACACUCCUUCUGGACUACAAUCUCCUGUUAGCCAUGGCCCUCGAUCGCUACGUGGCCAUUUGUCACCCACUUCGCUAUACAGAACUGAUGACCUCUCAUUUACUGGGCCUGAUUGCUACCUUCGCUCUGACACGGAGCCUAGGAGUAGCAGUGUCCCUAGUGGUAGUAACUGCCACAGCCCGAUUCUGCAGGACGUCGGUGAUACAGCACUUCACCUGCGAAUACAUUGCACUGCUGAACAUAGCUUGUGGAGACCUGACCUUCAACAAUCGGUUGGGAUUGGCUAUGCGGUUGGUCACCGUGACCUUUGACCUGACCUUAUUGGGAACCUCCUACACCCGUAUCAUCUACGCUGCCUUCCGGAUCUCUUCUGGGGGAGCCCGAGCCAAGGCCUUGCACACUUGUGGGUCCCACUUACUGGUCAUCCUCACCAUCUAUCUUUCUGGUCUGUCUACUUCCAUUGUCUUUCGAGUGGCCAAGACUGUGUCUCAAGACGUCCAGAACCUACUCAGUGCCAUAUACCUGCUGCUCCCAGGAGCCUUGAAUCCUCUCAUUUAUGGGAUGAGAACUAAGGAGAUCCGGCAACACAUAGAGAAAAUACUCUGUGGAAAGCGGUCACCCCAAGACAUCAGAGAGAAGUCAGAGAACAUGAGAGGGGAGAGGGAGUUACCCGGAUAG
Messenger RNA from Chionomys nivalis (European snow vole), 1011 nucleotides. RefSeq names its product olfactory receptor 52E8-like. The transcript has a single exon. Gene Ontology annotation, molecular function: olfactory receptor activity; G protein-coupled receptor activity. Lineage: Eukaryota; Metazoa; Chordata; Mammalia; Rodentia; Cricetidae. Gene Ontology annotation, cellular component: membrane. The coding region runs from base 1 to 1011 and encodes 336 amino acids. The record is from RefSeq and is a predicted model, not a curated record. Gene Ontology annotation, biological process: G protein-coupled receptor signaling pathway.